This is a messenger RNA of Mauremys mutica (yellowpond turtle), 1154 nucleotides long. RefSeq names its product ceramide synthase 4-like. The coding region runs from base 1 to 885 and encodes 294 amino acids. NCBI's taxonomy places the organism in Eukaryota, Metazoa, Chordata, Testudines, Geoemydidae. Gene Ontology annotation, cellular component: membrane. The record is from RefSeq and is a predicted model, not a curated record. Gene Ontology annotation, molecular function: sphingosine N-acyltransferase activity; DNA binding. The transcript is spliced from 10 exons. Gene Ontology annotation, biological process: ceramide biosynthetic process.
AUGGAGGAGCCGCCUAGAGAUGGGCCUAGCUGCUGGGAAAUAGAGACCAGAUUCAUAGCCCUGCCCCUGGGCAGAAAGCUGGGGGUGAGGGACAAGGUGAGAUUGAACGCUCCACCCAAUACUGUGCUGGAAACCUUCUAUGCUACUCACAGCAAGAAGCCAAAGGCGGGGCAGCUGAUCUGCUUAUCCAAGCAGUGUGACUUGCCCACCAUAAAGGUGGAGAGGUGGUUUCGAUACCGGCGGAACCGGGACAAACCCAGCCUGACUACAAAAUUCUGUUCAGUGAGUUGGAGUUCUUUGUGUUACCUCAUUUCCUUCUGCACUGGACUUGUGGUCUUGUACGAUAAGCCCUGGUUUUGGGACCCAAGAGAAUGCUGGGUGGGGUAUCCACAGCAGCCACUACAGCGCUCUGUGUACUGGUACUACAUGAUGGAACUCUCCUUUGCCUUGUCACUGACUUUCACCAUGGCCUUUGAUGUGAAAAGAAAGGACUUUAAGGAACAAAUUGUGCACCACGCAACUACCAUCACACUGAUCAGUUACUCGUACUGUGCCAAUUACCUCCGGAUUGGGUCUUUGGUGAUGUUGCUCCAUGUUUCUUCCACUUUUCUCCUAGAGCUAACCAAGCUGCUUCAUUACUUGAACUGGAGACCCGCAAGCGACCUUCUCUUCUUAACUUUCUCAUCCGUUUUCCUUGUUACUCGGCUCAUCAUUUUCCCAUGCAGGGUGCUGUAUACUUCAUUCUAUAGUUCCAUGGAGCAAUACCAGCCCUUCUUCGGCUACUAUUUCAUGAAUGCUCUCCUGAUGGUUCUGCAGUUGCUGCACGUCUUCUGGGCCAGCCUAAUCAUUCACAUGCUCUACAAAUUCAUCAAUGGCACGGUAUAGCCAGUGCCUGUGCAACCUUAAUUCAGUCCCCUUAUUGUAUGCAUUAUGAUAUGGUACAGUCUAUAGUUAUGGAAUCACAUACUACUUUUUCCAUAAGAUCCCCAGCUGCAUUCAGGGUACAGAAUGGAUGUUGCUCAAGGCAUGAAUCAAGUCUGUGUACAGAAGAAAACUUUUUGUUUGUGGGAGCCCCACUUUUCACAGGUGGUCACUAAUUGUAUGUUCCCUAUUUUUCAGGUGUCUAGCUUGAGACCCUGGGGUCUGACUUACAG